Messenger RNA from Penicillium manginii, 2124 nucleotides. Its product is annotated as fungal specific transcription factor domain-containing protein. The transcript is spliced from 2 exons. Gene Ontology annotation, molecular function: zinc ion binding; DNA binding. Gene Ontology annotation, biological process: DNA-templated transcription. NCBI's taxonomy places the organism in Eukaryota, Fungi, Ascomycota, Eurotiomycetes, Eurotiales, Aspergillaceae. The record is from RefSeq and is a predicted model, not a curated record. The coding region runs from base 1 to 2124 and encodes 707 amino acids.
AUGAACAACCGCUCACAUCUUAGAAGGCCCUCAAAGGCACAGGUCUCUCGUUUAGAGGCAGAAAACCAGCAACUACGUCAACAGAUCACCGCUAGCGAGCUUCGUUCAGAGAGCGCAACCACCCCCACGGAAACGAGACCCGGCGAUCCGCGGCAAGAAUCGCAAGAACCCGGACCACUCGGAGUCACUCCGAGACAACCAGAGGUUGGAAAACAAGCAGCAAGCGUUGAUCAGGCGCGGUCGACUGUAUCGCGGAUUUUUAUCUCCCCCAAUGGUGACUCAAGCUACCAUGGGCUCACAAGUACGCUGUUUGAUGAUGCACCGCUGGACCGACGCAUCCAAAUGCGGUCAACCGCCCCUCAAGUUCCCGUGGAGCACAUUCAAAAACGAUUGAUGGGGGAAUCCGCCUAUCAGCGCCAAUUAGAGAUGAUGAAUAUGCGGGAAGGGAAGCUUGAUUUCGAUGGUGUCGAUCCAGAGUUGGGGAUGCAUUUGCUGUCGUUACAUUGGAAUCGUCAGCACCAUUCCUUCUUGAUCACCUAUCGCCCGGCAUUUAUGCGGGACAUGGCCAGCAGUGGACCUUAUUUCUCCAAGCUCCUCUUGAAUGCGAUAUACUUUGGAGCAUCCAAAUUCAGUAAUCGCCCUGAAGUGCGCCGUGACCCAAACGAUGUCCGCACUGCCGGGUGGACCUUUCGUAUGAGAGUCAAGGAACUGCUAGGCAGUGCACUUGAUCGGAGUGAAAUCACCACAAUACAAGCACUACUUGUAAUGACCAGCUCCUUGUUUGCCCUGGGUGACGAACGAAGUGCCGCAUGGUUAUAUGCCGGAACAGCGUUUCGGAUGAUCAUUGACUUGGGUCUUCAUGUGGAUGCUACGAUGUUGAUCAACAUGCGUCAACUCUCGGACGAGGAUCUGGAAAUUCGCCGGCGUGUGUUCUGGGGCGCCUUUGUGGUUGACAAAGUGCAAGCACUUUACCAGGGCCGACCAGCCAGUCUGCAAGACUUUGACACAAAGGUGUCACUGUCUUUUCUGGACCACUAUGAAGAGUUGGAACAUUGGCAGCCGUUUGCUUAUUCGGACGCGCAACCUUAUCCCGGGUCUCCCGCUUAUAGUGUUUCCACUUUUACGGAGUUGUGCAAGCUCUCUUUGAUCCUGAAUGGUAUCCUGAACAAAGUGUAUUCAGAGCGAAGCUCGAAUCGAACCCCCCAAGAGCUUAUGACAACCCUCAGCUCCUUGGACGCACAGUUACGGAACUGGCAGCAAGGGCUUCCUCGACAUUUACAAUUUAGCAACAGCACGAUCCAGACAACACCACCUCCUCAUGUCAUCUCCCUUCUAUCACUCUACAACGUUCUAUUAAUUCUUCUCCAUCGGCCAUUUGUUGCAGAAGGGCAUCUACAUACUACCGAUCCAUCGGUAGCAGUUAGCUCAUUCACCACCUGCACUGCAGCUGCCAACCGAAUCAUCAAUUUACUUCAAGCAUAUGACCACGCUUUUUCUAUACGAAGAGCUCCGUAUCUGAUAUCAUAUGCCACCUAUGUCGCGGCGACGAUACACGUUCGAGUGGCAGCUCAACGAGAGGGUGGCAGUCGCUCUCAUACUAGUUUGCGAGCCUGCCUCGGCAUCUUUCAAAAGAAUGGCGAGACCAACUGGGCUGUGCGCAGGGCUCAAAAUGUGAUAAUACAUUUGAUGGAUCGAAUGGGGGUUGACCUGAAUGACCAAAAUCCAGGAUUUCCGAGUCAUAGCCAGGGGACAUCCGAUGCUAUCGAUGACGGCAUACCCAGAGGGCAGUCAACCAGUAUACCGAGCAUUGAAAACAACAUAUCAUUCGGGCUUGCAGCUUCAUCAACCCAAGAAACUCCAGAAAUAGAGCCAUCGGAGUUGGAUAUGGAUAUGAUCAUUCAAAGCUUCAUUCGACAGCGCAGCAAACCUCCUGAGGCCCAGGCACUGUAUGAAGGUGCUAACAGCAACUUCCUGGCUUCUGGAAUAGCCCCAUUUGGUACACCGGGGACUUUUACUCCAGCCCUAUUGCCUAUUCAUGAUGAAACAUGCCCACAAGAAUGCUUUGACGACGACAUGCUAUUUGGGCUUAACGGUUCGCCAUGGAACGGCGUGCAGUACAGUUAA